Messenger RNA from Symbiodinium necroappetens, 996 nucleotides. NCBI's taxonomy places the organism in Eukaryota, Dinophyceae, Suessiales, Symbiodiniaceae. The record is from the annotation of a GenBank genome assembly.
GCCAAGAACUUCUCUUGUCGAAGUUUGAAAGACAAGGCCAAAAACAGGGAGGUGGUCCUGCAGAAGAAGGCUUUGAGAUAUUUAUCCGAGCACCGAAGUAUAUCUGUGGCACCGGCGAAAGUGGUCGCGGCCAUCAACCAGGAAGAGGAUAUUCCGCAACAGCUGACCGUGAAGGUGGAUGAUUCCCACGCAGAGCACUUUCACAACAGCGUGACCGUGUUCGACUGUGUGUUCCGGACGAUGCCACUUUGGCUCACUGUCCUUCUCCUGAUCUUGACCAGGAUCGAACCGCUCGGCCUCAAGUCGCUCUUGCGCGUGGAUGAGCCCGAGAUCGUGAACGGCUCCCUCGGUACUUUGGGCCACUUGCGCAUCUCGGUCGUCGGGCGAUUCUCGCUGACUCAGAUCUUGGGGACCAACCUGGGCUGGACCUACGAGCUCCUCUACAUACCCUUCCUGCUGCCCUUCGUGGCCGCGGGCUGCGCUUCGCUCCUGGUCUUCCGAAAGGAGCUAGAAGCCUCGCCGGGGACAAUCAUCGCGGGUGUGGCGCAACGCAUCAAAGGCCCGGCUGUGGCUUUGAGUGGCGCCUUGAUGUUGGUGGAGCUGCUUCGGACCAGCGAUGCUCUGAAGGAUGCCCCUGCUGCCAUCAUCGGGACACGCUUGUCAGAGACGCUGUCACACGGGUUCGUAGCCCUCUCGUUUCCCUUGGGGGCGCUGGGCUCCUUCUUCUCGGGUUCGACGACAGUGAGCAACCUGACCUUCACUCAGGUGCAGAAGGUCGCUGCGGACACUCUCGGCAUCUCCCCGACUGGAUUAAUUGGUCUCCAGCUGUGUGGUGCCUCCAGCGGGAAUGCUUUUUGCCUCUCCAACAUCAUCGCAGCCACUGCGGUGAUCGGCCUCCAGGUGCCGGAGGGCAUGAUCGUGAAGCGCGUCCUGAAGCCCGUGUGCGCCCAAUUCAUCAUUUGCACCUUGGUUCUCUUGCCCUUUAUCUAUGCCUGA